AUGGCGUCCACGUUCGAUGUUUCCCCGGAGAAGUAUGCAAGCACGUCACACUGGUUUAAGAGGCAGCUCUUCGAGUACCCACCUGCCACUUCAUCGCGCGAUGCUGACUUGAGCGACAAGACCGCCAUCGUCACGGGAGCCAACCAGGGUAUCGGCUUAGAGAUUGCCCGGCAGCUCCUUGACCUCGGGCUGAGCAAGCUCAUCGUUGCGGUACGGGACGUGGCUAAGGGCCAAGCCGCAACCCAACAGCUCACCCGUGGGAGACAGCUGCCCCCAGACGCUAUAGAGGUAUGGGAGCUCGACAUGCUCGCCUACGAGUCAAUCACCAGCUUUGCGCAGCGCGCCAGUCAGCUUCGGCGUUUAGACAUUGUUGUCCUCAACGCAGGCAUUUAUAGACUCUCAAUGAACAUCAACCUGUCAACGGGCCACGAGGAAGACAUCCAGACCAACUAUCUCUCCCUCGUGCUCCUUCUCAUCCUGCUUCUGCCCACGUUGAAGGCAAGCAAUACGAUGGCCUCACCUGGCAAAGUUACAUUUGUCUCAUCGGACACGGCUAGCGAGACAAAAUUCAAGGAAAGGGACGCCAACCCCCUGCUUCCCGCACUCGAUGACAAGACGGCCAAGUGGGACGCGCAGGAGCGCUACGGUACCUCCAAGCUGUUGGGCCAGCUCUUCCUGACCGAAAUCACCAAACGGAUUCCCCCUUCUGUGGCAAUCAUCAACGGGGCCUGCCCGGGCCUCUGCCACUCAUCUAGUCUGGCUCGCGACGCUCAGGACAGCAUGCUCAAGUACCCUCUUAGCAUAUUCUUUCGGUUAUUCGGGCGAGCGCCAUCCACAGGUGCUCGUGUCAUAGUCAACGCGGCCGCGAAGCAGGGGGAGCUGUCCCAUGGUCAUGUCAUUGAUGGGUGCAAGUUGAGACCGUAA
Molecule: messenger RNA, 924 nt
Organism: Anthostomella pinea
Lineage: Eukaryota; Fungi; Ascomycota; Sordariomycetes; Xylariales; Xylariaceae
Source: the annotation of a GenBank genome assembly